Molecule: messenger RNA, 807 nt
Organism: Ornithorhynchus anatinus (platypus)
Lineage: Eukaryota; Metazoa; Chordata; Mammalia; Monotremata; Ornithorhynchidae
Product: V-type proton ATPase subunit e 1-like
Exons: 4
Coding region: 48-293 (81 amino acids)
Biological process (GO): proton transmembrane transport
Cellular component (GO): proton-transporting V-type ATPase, V0 domain
Molecular function (GO): proton-transporting ATPase activity, rotational mechanism
Source: RefSeq, a predicted model, not a curated record
UGUUGCGGUCGGGGUCGGAGGUCGGGGGUCGGAGGUGGUGGGUGGUCAUGGCGUCCGGGGGCCUGACGGUGCCCAUCAUCGUGCUGAGCGUCUUCUGGGGGGUGGUGGGGGCCGUCCUCCCCUGGCUCGUCCCCAAGGGCCCCAACCGCGGUGUAAUCAACACCAUGCUGGUGACCUGCGCCGUCUGCUGUUACCUCUUUUGGGUGAUUGCAAUCCUGGCCCAGCUCAAUCCUCUCUUUGGACCCCAAUUGAAGAAUGAAACCAUCUGGUAUCUCCAGCAUCACUGGCCUUGAGGAGGAGGGAGGAGGAUGGUCUCCCGGGCUCACAGUGAACUAGGGAAAGUCGUCCCUCUACCUGCGAGAGGACCAGAGGCUGCCUUAACCCGCCUGCCUUAAACGUAGUAUUCAACUGGAAAUGCCUUACUGAAGCAGUCCACCGUUUUCUCUCUCCUGCAUAUUUACACUUUCACACAGAGUGCCUCGUCUUUUUAAACUGUGCGUAUGUGUGUGCACGCACUUUCCUCCAUGGUGUGUUGGGGGGGGUUCUUUUAGUGAAUUGUCAGUUCCGAGUAUUAGCCGAUGUCCUCUUCUCUCCCUCCCCAUUUUGAGGAGUGUGACGGGCCCAGCGCUUCCCCACUGACUUUCAGCCACCUACCCCGUGGCGGCCCUUGGGGUCAGGGCAGCCGAAGGGGUGGGAGCCAUUUUUCCCUACCGGGUGGAAUUUUCCCCCACACUAUUUUCAGAAGGAUUUUGAUCUCCUAAUUUCUACCUUCACUUUUUGGAGUAAAAAGUUUCUGCUUUCUCUGGA